Molecule: messenger RNA, 2206 nt
Organism: Pseudophryne corroboree (corroboree frog)
Lineage: Eukaryota; Metazoa; Chordata; Amphibia; Anura; Myobatrachidae
Gene: UBL7
Product: ubiquitin like 7
Exons: 11
Coding region: 173-1408 (411 amino acids)
Biological process (GO): ubiquitin-dependent protein catabolic process
Cellular component (GO): cytosol
Molecular function (GO): polyubiquitin modification-dependent protein binding
Source: RefSeq, a predicted model, not a curated record
CUGGCCUAGCUCUUCCCCCUUGUGUUGUAACUCCUCCCCCUUACGGAAAAGGUCCCUUAGCCCACUUGAUUCUAGCAUCUAGCGUUAUGCGUUAUUUUGGUGGUUAUCUCACACUGUCGCUGCGUGCGUGAGGCGGAAGUGACACACUCCCGCAGCGAUCGCACGGUGUGUGAUGGGAUGUGUAGUCUUGGUAGAUCUGGCGAUGCGCACUCACAACUUCCGAGAGAUUGUAAACAAAGGAAGUGCCCACAGACAGCUACAAUUGCGGAUCAUGUCAGAGCUCCAUAUAUGUGUCCAGCUGGCAGAUCAGCCCCUCUCUCCGAAAUCCAUCGUCCACCUCCCAGUUAACUCCACCAUUGAUGGAGAUUCUUCAUGUGGCCACCGGGUGUCAGUUGUCAAGCAGCUUAUUACUGCUAUGCUGCCAGAGUCCCUCCCUGACCCAGAGCUGAUUGAUCUAAUACACUGUGGCCGGCGACUCAGAGAUGACCAGACUCUGGAAUUCUAUGGAGUCCAGUCAGGCAGCACAGUCCAUAUUUUGCGUAGAGCGUGGCCAGAACCUCCACCCCGGCCCGAGCCUGUCGAUAAAGUUGCUGCUAGUCGUGAGUUCCGCGCUCUGCACACAGCUCUGCAUACGAGCUCUGCCUAUCGUGAUGCAGUGUUCAAGCUGCUUGGGAGCCGAGAAUCCUUGGAGCAAAUAGUUGUGGCUACUCCUGGCCUUAGCUCUGAUCCUGUAGCUAUGGGAGUUCUGCAGGACAAAGAUCUGUUCACUGUGUUUACUGAUCCCAGCAUGCUGGACACGCUGGUUUCGUCUCAUCCUGCACUUGUCAAUGCCAUAAUACUCAUCCUACAUUCAGUGAGUGGAUCAUCUUCUUUACCUCCAGCAGAUGGCGCUGCUCUCACAGUUCCCCCUGCAACAUUGCACAUGCCAGGUGGAUUCCUGUUUGAUGGUCUGUCUGAUGAAGAGGAUGAAUUCCCACAGACCUCCCGCUCAGGAUCAUCUGCUAGCACGUCAGGUCCCCGUCCUGCUUCCCUUGGAUACACAGGAGCAGCAGGUCCACGGCCCAUCACCCAAAGUGAACUGGCUACAGCUCUAGCACUUGCAAGUACACCAGAAAGCAGCUCUCAUACACCCACACCUGGAACACAGGGUCAUUCGUCAGGUACAUCCCCUAUGUCAUCAAGCGUUCAGUCAGGAACACCUAUCACCAAUGACUUGUUCAGCCAAGCUCUACAACAUGCACUACAAGCUUCCAGCCAGAGUACACAGCAGAGCCAGUGGCAGCCUCAGCUUCAGCAGUUGCGGGAUAUGGGCAUCCGCGAUGAGGACCUUAGCCUGCGUGCUUUACAAGCUACUGGAGGAGAUAUCCAAGCUGCUUUGGAACUGAUCUUUGCUGGGGGUGCUUUGUAAUCUAAUUGUUAACACAUUAUUAUCUCUGGCACCAACUUUUUGUGUUAAACCAUAGAACUUCUGCUUUUUCAAAGAUGCUGAAGAUUGCUGCUGUUAACUGCAGAUAUUGGUUCAAGACUUAAAAGCAAGUUUACUGCAACAUUUCAUUAGUAACAGUAUUUUGCUGUUCCAUUGCUUUGCAUGUGUAAUUUUAUAAUGUAAACAUAUAAAGGUUUCUGUAAAAUACAGAUGAACAUAUAUGUAAUUAUUUAUGUUUGUAGUGGCUGCAGGUCUCACAUUGCCAGACAAACAAAGGUGAUUCUGUGUAGAUAACAUGCUUAUACCCCUUUCACAGCAAAGCAUGGAAGGACUUGGUUUAAACCCUGGUUGUGUUUUGGGGUGAAUGGUUCAUCCCAGAUUAUGAGACCAGGGACCUCUACCCAGGUCAUGAACAAGAACGUGGAUCUGUGUCACAUAAUCCAGGGUGAACCAUUCACACGUGUACACUACCUAGGUUUUUCCUGGUUCCUUGCCUCGCUGUGAAAGAGGUAUACAGAGAUGAUGACAACUUCUCUGCCCUGAGAUUUGUGUGUAAAAGGGGUAUCAGUGAUAAUCAAGUACUGGAUCAGUUGUAUAAAAGGGGGUGUAUUUAUUAAGUGUGAUCAGUUUUACAAAGGAAAAUAAAUAAAAUGUAUACAGUAUGUAGGCUUUUUUUUUUUUCCGUAAAUUGUUUUUAUUGAAGCACCAUAAUGAAAUAUCGUAACAUUACAGUAUCCGGUUUUGUUUUUCUGUUUUUUUAAAUAUAUACAUAUAUUUUCA